AUGAAAACAAAUGGCUGCGUAUCUUCAAGUCCUCUUACAAAUUGUGGCCCAAAAUUUGCGGCCAAAGAACCUGUUCAACUUUUUGGAGCUUCCCUUUGGAUAGCCAAUAUUGAAUAUUCCCCUGAAGUUUCUCUUACCUCGAAUACAUCAUCACGAGCUUACAACACCGAAUCAAACUCCCAAUUGCUAGGGUCCACCAUUGCACAUAACUUGUCUAAAUCAAACAUCAAUGAAGGCUCAGUCAAACCUCAAAACUCCAUCAUUUCCGCCAAUACUUCCAGGACAGUUAAGACGAGCAAGGUGAUCUCCAGUUCUAGUAACUCGACAGACUGCCUUUGUGAUCAAGAAGGCAAUUCAUUGAUCAAUGGAACCCAUACAAAUUACUCCAACGUGAGGGUACCCAGUCUAAAGACAAAUGAUGUAACAGGAUUCUCACGCAUUCCUCUUGACCUUCUUCAUCCCGACAAUUCCGUCAAGAAGAGUCAGACUUUACAGGAUAGCUCGAAAACCGCGAAGACAGACGAUAUCGCCAGAUUCUCACGCAUUCCUCUCGACCUUCUUUAUCCCGGCGGGACUGUUGAGAAGAAUCAACCUCUACAGGAUAACACGCAGAAUGCAUUGAUGGGAUCAGAAAAUGUAGGCUACAAUGCAACUGAUCACCUUCACGCUCAAACCAUUGAUGAAUCAGAUGAUAAUAAUCAACCUUUACUUUCUCAGAUCUCUUCUACACGGACGUCAAAGACUACAGGGGCAAUCCAAUCACAGACAUUGAAAACUAUGGACGGAGGCCAGAACACCCCGGUGACCAAUGACAAAAAUCUAUCUGCAUCUAGUAAUCUUUCAAGCCCCUUGUCUGAUAGUCCAUCCAAGGACGUUGACCCCCAGGUUGUGGAGUCUGUGGAUACUGAUACAUCAACCAACAAAUUAGAUUCGAUCAAAGAAAUUUCACCCGAUCUUGUGAACAACACACGCCUUGUCAUCUAUGAAGAAGACGACGACGGAGAAGACGAGAAAAAUGAACACAAGAAACCCUAUGAGACUAGUUCCGCUGCAGAGAAAGUAUCAGACACAGACAAGCUAAGUAUGGAGAACUCUGUAAACGAAGUGCUUGCAGCACUCAACAUGUCUCAGAUGGGUAUCUCGACCAAGUCUCACGAUCGGCCAUUAUUUCUUGGCUUAGAGAAAAAUGGUGAAAUUCAACCAAUCAAAUCACUCAAUGUCUCGGUUUCUUCAGAUGAUGAACCUGAUCAUUCGGAGAAGGAGAAAGAGAAACCCAGCCAGUCACAAUCACCAAACAUUACAAACGCUACAGUCGAUGGAUCAAACACGAAUCAAGACUCACAAUCCUCCUCCAUCAACAGUACGAUCACAUCGAACUCUACUUCGGGGAACAGCGCAUAUCAACCUUCAAGUUCUAUUGGUGAUAACACUGUCGGGGAUCAUGGAUCAGAUGAGCACAAAGAUACGCAAACCGAGAACGCGUCAAGUAACUCAAACGCGUCGGUGAAUGUCACUCAGGUGCAGGGCGCUACAGAGGCUUCCAAAAGUGAGAAUGUAAAUGAGAGUAGCGAUAAUCAGGGCAAAGUAGAAGAAUCAAAUCAGUACUCCGAUUCGCCAAAGCCCCCUUCCGAGUCAGAAAACAAAGACAGCAUUUCAAGCUCGAUUGAUUCGGUGUCUGCAACUCCAGCGAGCACUUUGAUUCGGCGUCAGAUAUCACCAUCAUUGAUUUCAUCCGAUGCAUCAAACCCAGCUAUGGGACUCGAUUCAUCAUCUCCGCAACCACUCCAAGCGCUUAACCCUGAGCCUUAUCCAGAGCUUAUCUCACCACCUAUUCACUCUUAUUCAAAAGGUAUUUGUGGAGAGUACGAUGGCGAAGCCGAUUACGCCGUGUGCUUGUGGAGUGGAUCUGAUGAAACGGGAGCUGAUGCAUCAAAAAGCGGAUGGUUGAACACCGCAAUAACUGGAAACUGUGGAAAAAGAAUAAAAGUAGCGCGACCUGGGUCUCCAUUUAUCAUUGCAAGACUGAUGGAUGGUUGUAGUUUUGAAAUAAAAGAUCCAAGUAUAGCUUGUAACCAGAUAUUUCUAUCAAAACAGGUUUUCUUGUCAAUGAAGCCAACACGGAAAGAGCUCAUAACAGGGACUCUGGAGGGUGGUGUAAUUUGGGAUUUCUUGACAAGUUCAGAUCAAAAUAGUGUGCCAGUGUAG
Melampsora larici-populina 98AG31 is the source of this 2205-nucleotide messenger RNA. RefSeq lists its product as uncharacterized. The record is from RefSeq and is a predicted model, not a curated record. The coding region runs from base 1 to 2205 and encodes 734 amino acids. The transcript is spliced from 7 exons. Lineage: Eukaryota; Fungi; Basidiomycota; Pucciniomycetes; Pucciniales; Melampsoraceae.